GUGGAAUUCCCUCAUGCAGGAGUUUGCACUGGAUGCCUUUACAAAGCUGGAUACUCUGGGAGCAGCGUGGGCUGAUGGAAUAGGAACUAGCCUGAGCGAUCUUUAUGAGCUGAGAUCCUGCACAUCGCAGAAGGGUUUGUUUCUCCGCGCAAAAGCUGGGACCCUGUAGAAACCUGCUUUAAAAAACAAGUGACCAAAAUACUCAAAUGCACCAGACUUCUUCAUGAACUCGCCAUGAAUAUAUUUUUCAUUUUUUUGGCAGAAACGUGUGUGGAACUUUCUCUGGAGGAACCGAGGAUUUUUGUAGUUGGUCUUCUAGUAUUUUAAAUCUGAGGACCCAGUAGAGUCUUUUCUGCAGUGAUGAGGGAGUGACAAGUUGGAGUUUCUGUCAGUGCACCUGGAAACUGUGAGCAGCUAAAGCCUGCUGCCAAGCCCCCAAUGGGACCAAGGCCAAGCUCCUGCGCUCCUCACAGGGAUGAAGGUAGAGCCAUGUUACCUGCUACCUAAGCUCUCUGGUGCUGAUGUGGUUUGUGGAUAUGGUCCCAGACCAGGCUCCGUGCACAGACUCUCAGCUCUGAUCCCACCUGAGACGUUUUAGCAGCAGCAGAGACCCCAGCUGUGGAGUGGGCUCCCCCGACCACCCCGUGACGGAGGGCCUGCAGCGCUGGAGAGUUACUAUGCAGCUUGGACUGCUUGUGGUGGUGGUUUUUCUAAGCUCGAUGGAUCUAACAGGCAGCAGCAAAGUGGUGAAGGGCAAGAGGCAAAGACGAAUCAGCACUGAACUGAGUCAGGGCUGUGCCAGAGGCUGCGACCUGUGCUCUGAGUUCAAUGGGUGCCUGAGGUGUUCCCCCAAACUCUUCAUCCUUCUGGAGAGGAACGAUAUCCGACAAAUUGGGAUCUGCCUGCCUUCUUGUCCACUGGGAUACUUUGGCCUUCGCAAUACAGACAUGAACAAGUGCAUCAAAUGCAAAAUUGAGAACUGUGAGUCCUGUUUCAGUCGAAACUUUUGCACAAAAUGUAAGGAAGGUUUGUAUUUGCACAAAGGGAGAUGUUACGUCACGUGCCCCGAAGGCUACGCUGCUGCCAACGGCACCAUGGAGUGCAGCAGUCCUGCACAAUGUGAAAUGAGUGAGUGGGGGCCCUGGGGGCCCUGCUCCAAGAAGAGGAAGCUCUGUGGCUUCAAGAAGGGCAAUGAAGACCGAACCCGGCGGAUUCUGCAGGCUCCCUCUGGAGACGUGUCCCUGUGCCCACCCACCACAGAGGUGCGCAGAUGCACUGUGCAGAAGAGCCAGUGCCCUGAAGGGAAAAGGAAGAAAAAGGAAGAGCAAGGAAAGCAAGAUAAUGGAAAUAGAAAUCGGAAAGACACCAAAGACACUAAGUCUGGCACGAAGAAGAGGAAGAGCAAACAGAGAGGGGCCGUGGUGCCUGUGACGCCUGCCAGCCCUGCCCAGUAGCUGGCCCUGCGCGUCACCGAUGGCAAGACUCCAUUGCUGCUAUGUAUAUGAAAGCUUUAUUGAACAGAGCACUGCUACACCACACCUACACGUGUCCAGACAGACAUAUACUCCAGACUGAUCCAGAGACCAACAGAGGCCAUGCACACAAUACUUCAGGAGGCUGCACACACCCGGGCCCGGGAAGGACAGAAGGACACUGCCGAGGAGAGGAAGCGCACACAGAGAGGGGAAGCCCAAGGGUCCAGGGCUCUGCGGGGACACUGCGGGGAGGAGAGGUGGAGCAUGAGCCAGCAAAGGACACAGAUGUGAGAUUUCAUGACCAAAGGCCUCAACUGGAGCCUGAGUGCGUGGCCCCACACAGCCCCAGUGCAGCCCCACAGAGCCAGGGGAUGACUGGACUUGCACGGCUGCUCACCCCAACCCGGGACCCAGACACACAUGGCAGUGGCCUCUUUCUCUUUCCCAUACCCUUUAUUUUGUGUUUUAAGCUGUAUGACUUUAUCAUUGCAAAUACAUGUUAAAAGUUUGUGGUAAGAAGUCAGUGGUAUCUGCCCUGAAUCUGCUUCAAAGAAUUAUUUCAAAUUAAAAAAAAAAAAAAAAACCAACAAAAAAAAAUCCCCAAAAAAACCCCAAAAA
Molecule: messenger RNA, 2093 nt
Organism: Lepidothrix coronata (blue-crowned manakin)
Lineage: Eukaryota; Metazoa; Chordata; Aves; Passeriformes; Pipridae
Gene: RSPO1
Product: R-spondin 1
Exons: 7
Coding region: 678-1454 (258 amino acids)
Source: RefSeq, a predicted model, not a curated record